AUGUCUGGAGAGCAAGACAAACAAUAUGUCAUUCCCAUGCAGCCCGCGGAUCUCGUCUAUGAAACGGACAGCAAUGUUCAGGUGCCCCCUGCAGGAAUGAUUUCACAAGACACGUGGUCGAGCCCAACUAGGACGGACUCCUUCCCCUCCUCCUCCUCCGGAAAGCUCUCCCUCAAGGUCCGCCCUGCCACCAUCGCAUGGACCGGCAUCACCUACGACGUCCGCGUCCGCCGCACCAGCCCCUCCUCCAACAAGUCCGAGCUCGUCACCAAGCGCAUCCUCGAUAACAUCUCCGGCAUCGUCCGGCCCGGCGAGAUGCUCGCCAUCUGCGGCCCCUCCGGCGGAGGCAAGACCACCCUCCUCGACGCCAUCGCCGGCAGGAUCGACGGCUCCAAGAAGGGCCGCACGCUCAAGGGCGAAGUCUUGGUCAACGGAGAUCGUCGCAACCAGGCCUUCAGCUCCAUCGCCUCCUACGUCCAGCAGGAGUACGCCCUCCAGACCCCCUUCACCGUCCGCGAGACCAUGUACUACGCCGCCGACCUCCUCAUCCCUCACUCCCAGUGCUCCCAGCACGAGCGCCGGGCUUACGCCGACAGCGUCAUCCACGUCCUCGGCCUCGACUCGUGCAGCAACACCAUCGUCGGCGAUGUCUUCAGGAAGGGCCUCAGCGGCGGUCAGCUCCGCCGCCUCUCCAUCGCGGUCGAGCUCGUGCGGAGCCCCUCCAUCCUCCUCCUCGACGAGCCCACGUCAGGCCUCGACUCGGCGGCUGCAGAGAACAUCAUGAAGCACCUCUCCUACCUCGCCAAGCUCGGCACCACCGUCGUCUGCACCAUCCACCAGCCGCCCUCGGAGGUCUGGGCGAGCUUCGACAAGUUCUGCCUCCUGUCCGAGGGCAAGUGCCUCUACUUCGGAUCCGCCAGAGACUCGGUGGAGUACUUCGGCAGGCUGGGGCACCCUUGCCCCUCCCUCUCCAACCCCGCUGACUUCUUCCUCCGCCUCGCCAACACCGACUUCGAAGGCCAUGCCGACGUCAGCGCGCUCGCCUCCGCCUUCACCAGCCAGCCCGAGGGCAUGUCGCUCAUCGCCGCCAUCGGCCAGCCGAUCGAGCACGAGGUGCUGGUGGCAGGCACGGCCAACGGCUUCUGGUCGCAGCUGCUCACCUUGUCUCAUCGCGCCUUCUUCAACAACGCUCGCAACCCCGGCAUCUUCCUCGUCCGCCUCAUCAUGUACGUCAUGCUGUGCGCGAUGAUCGGGUUCAUGUUCUGGAAGCUGGGCAUCGAGGCCUCGGACAUCAACAGCCGCAUCACCAUGCUCUUCUACGUGGCUGCGUUCCUGGUCUUCAUGUCGGUUGCCGUGCUGCCCUUCUUCAUCCUGGAGCGAGCGGUGUUUCUGCGAGAGCGAGCCAACGGCUGGUACAUGGUCCCCUCCUACGUGCUGGCGACGUUCCUCAUGUCGCUGCCGGGGCUCUUCAUCAUCUCGCUCAUCAGCACGGCCCUGGUCGUGCUCCCGUCGGGCCUCAACGGCUUCGGCAUCUUCCUGGCCGACCUCUUCCUCUCCCUCGUCGCCGCCGAGGCCUUCAUGUGCGUGGUGGCGUCGGUGGUGCCGCACUACAUCAUCGGCAUCGCGCUGGGGGCGGCGGUGUACGGCUUCUUCAUGCUGUGCGAGGGCUUCAUGAAGAUCAAGUCCGACAUCCCGGACUACUUCAUCUGGGGCUACUACAUCGCGUUCCACACCUACUCGUUCCGGGUGUUCAUGGUGAACGAGUUCGAGCCCAUCAAGCAUUUCAACAGCCUGCAGUACAGUGACGGGAAGGCGGUCUUGGACUUCUACGACAUGAGCGACAAGCCGGUGUACAAGGACCUGAGCAUCCUCGCGGGGUACGCGCUGGGGCUGCAGCUGAUCUUCGGGAUGAUCCUGCAGGUGUUUCACAAGGGGAAGCGGUAA
Guillardia theta CCMP2712 is the source of this 1944-nucleotide messenger RNA. RefSeq lists its product as hypothetical. Bases 1 to 1944 code for a protein of 647 amino acids. The transcript has 2 exons. Gene Ontology annotation, cellular component: membrane. The record is from RefSeq and is a predicted model, not a curated record. NCBI's taxonomy places the organism in Eukaryota, Cryptophyceae, Pyrenomonadales, Geminigeraceae. Gene Ontology annotation, molecular function: ATP binding; ABC-type transporter activity; ATP hydrolysis activity.